UUGGCGACGGCGAAUCCCUAGCGAACGGCGACCCCUAGCAGUGGCGGCGGUGGAUCUAGGGGCUUCGGCGAGCAUGCGUGCGUGGAUCUGACCGUGCGGCGAGAGAAACGUGGGGGAACGUGCGGCGAGUGGAAGGGGGAGGAGCAGCCAUGGCGUGGAAGGGCGCCGGCGUGCGCCCGGAUUGGUUUUUGGAUGGACCGCACUCAAUUCAGGGACCUGGUUGCUGAUUUGGUUGAGAAGUAUCCUCAUGAAUACGGUGAUAAAAUCAGCUUGUUCUUUUUCUGCACUGAGACUAAAUGUCACAUCCCAGUUCGCAAUGACCAAGAGUUGGUUGAAAUGUUUGCAAAACAUAGGGCUGUAAGAACAUGUUUGUUGUCUGUUGCUUAUCAUAGCGCAAGUAGUGAGCCCCCUGUGCUUCCUGAUUGGGAUUAUUGUAGGCCAAGCUUUGAACCCCCAUUCACCCCUUCUAUUGCAUGCCCAAGCUUAGCUGAACCAACCAGUGGCUCACUCAAUCAAUCUGCUGAACCAACCAAUGCCACAAAGAGACAAUGUUCUGAAACUGAAUACCUAUGUAACCCAAAUCCAAUGAAUGAGCAUGUGGGUGUUGAUGAUGAAGGGUUGUAUAUUGAUAUGGGUCUCAGCUGUCCCUCUACUCUUCCUAAUCAUGUGAACCAAGGUGGCACUGCAGAAAUGGGAGUUGAUAGUUCUGGGGAUGAUGAAUGCAAUGAGUCUGAAUCUGACUUUGAAUCAUCUGAUGAUGAGGUAGAAGACAUAGAUGAUGAAAUUAAAGACAGGGAGCUAGAAAAUAUGCCUGAUGCCUUUUAUGAUAAGAAGGACCCCUCUAUGUCUGUAGGAACAAUUUAUUCAGAUAUGGAUGCUUUUAAGAUUGCUUUAGCUAGCCAUGCUGUCAAACAUGAGUACAACUAUGACAUUGAGAAGAGUGAUACAGGGAGAUACAGGGUGAACUGCGCACAAAACAGUGAUGGCUGCAAGUGGAGACUUCAUGCCUCAACUGGAAAGGAUGGAAGCAUUAUACAGGUGAAAAAAGUCCCUUACCCUCACACAUGCCAGAGCACUAGGAGACAAGGAAUAUGUGUUGGGGUCACUCAAUUCUGGGUGUGCAGUCAGGUCAUCGAUUGGUUGAAGGAAGAUGGAAAUAUUGGGCCAACAGAAUUGCAGAGAAGGUUGAAGGAACACCAUAAAAUCCUGGUGCCCUAUAAGAGAGUGUAUAAAGGUAAAUAUCUUGCCAUGGAUAAAAUUUAUGGGCCCUGGGACAAGAGUUUCAAUAACCUAUAUAGACUUAAGGCUCAGUUAGAAGAAUCUAGUCCUGGAUCAUUUCUUGUUAUUGAUCAUCACACCAUAAACAAGAAGAUCAGAUUUUGUAGGCUAUUCUUUGCACUAAAAGCAUGCGUUGAUGGAUUUCUUAGAGGUUGUAGGCCAUAUCUUGCAGUAGAUAGUACAUUUUUGACUGGAAGGUUUAGGGGACAGUUGUGCAUAGCUUGCGCAGUAGAUGGGCACAACUGGAUGUAUCCAGUAGCUGUUGGAGUGAUAGAGUCAGAGACCAAUGAUAAUUGGAUCUGGUUUAUGGAGAAAUUGAGGGAAGCAAUAGGUACCCCAGAAGGCCUGACAUUUAGCACUGAUUGUGGCAGGCUGUCAUAAAGGGGGUUAGUGAAGUUUUUCCAAAUGCUGAACAUAGGGAAUGUAUGUACCACCUAGUUCAGAAUUUCAAGAAGAGGUAUAGUGGGAAAGUAUUUGAUGAUCAUUUAUGGGCUUGUUCAUAUUCAUGGAGCCCAUAUAUGUUUGAGCAACACUAUCAAGCAAUGGCUGCAGCCAAACCAGAGGCAAUAAAAUAUUUGCAAGAAACUCACAAGAAGUUGUGGACCAGGAGCCAGUACAGGACUGCAUCAAAGGUAGAUUAUGUCACCAAUAAUCUAGCUGAGUCAUUCAAUAACUGGAUCAAGCUAGAGAAGGGAAAACACUUGGAUGAUUUGCUUGAUACUAUCAGGCAGAAAAUUUUGAUCAAAUGGAACCAAAGGAAGAAGGUAGCCAAGAAGUUUAGUGGGAAAAUUCUACCUCACAUCCUGCAGAGGCUUAAAGAAGAGAGCUACAACCUGGAUAUUGAGGUGAUAACAGCCUCUCCAGAAGGUGUGGCAGAACUAUGUGCAAAAGGCACUAAUGGCUCUGGGUUCAGGUUUGUGGUCAGUCUUAAAGAUAGAACCUGUUCUUGUAGGGUUUGGCAGGGUUCAGGCAUCCCAUGCAAGCAUGCAAUAGCCUACAUUACAUCCAUUCCUGGUGAGAAGCUAGAGGACCAUGUGGAUGACUACUUCUCUGUCAAUAAAUUCGGAGUUGCAUAUGAGGGUUCCAUCCCUUGCAUACCAGACAAAGAGCAUAUGGCCCAAAGGUAGUAAUGGGUUCUUCUUGCACCCACCCUUGCUUAAGUCCACAGCUGGAGGUAGGCACAAGAACAGGAUGAAGUCAGCACUUGAGGGAGGAAGCAGGAGCCAGAAAAAAUCAUCAAAAAAACAUGAGUGCCCAAUCUGCCAUUAGUUAGGUCAUCACUGGUACACAUGUAAGAAUGGCAACCCAGAAGAUAUAGCUGCAAUGGAGGCAGAAAGGGGUCUACCAAAGAAGAGGUUGAAGAAAGCUAUUCCAUGUAACACAGAGACCAGUAUAGUGUUGGCUAAUCCCUCCCACAUGGUAUUCCCAGCCAAUGAAGCAGUGGCCAAUGCAACCCACAAAAAAAGGAAAAGACAUUCUUCAUCUGGUGCCAAUAAGAAGAAAAAGGGAUCAUCUGCCAUUAUUGCUACUACAACAUCAGAACCUGCUAGUGUGAGCAACAGUGUGUCUAACAGCACACGGUCUGCAACUGGUUCCAACGAUCCAGUGCCACUUCAAUCUGUCAUACCUUGCCCAGAUGACACAAUUCAACAAGAUACCCAGCCACUGCAGGUUGUGCCGCCACAGAUUUCACCAACGAAAAAGCUGUGCACCAAAAAGAAACUAACCCCAAGAAAAACUCAAGUUGCAGCCACUACAUCAAGCCCAGACACCCUGCUAGAAACACCAGGAGCAAAAAACUCCAGAUGCAGUGAAAGGUGCUUCUUCUUUUGGUCUGUGGCAUCUGUUCUUGUCUUUUGAUGGUGAAAAUACAAUGUGCCAUGUGGUUCUUUUGGGCUGUACAAAUGCAAACUAGUAAAUUAGUUGCUAAGUUAUAUUUGUUGCUGACAUUUGGUUCGUGCUGUCAUGUGAUGAAACAGCUAUGUAUGCUGCUGAUAUGUAUGCUAUUUUUUGCAUUUUGGACAAUUAAACUAUCAUUGCUCAUUCAUUCUUCCUUUUA
Oryza brachyantha (malo sina) is the source of this 3337-nucleotide messenger RNA. RefSeq lists its product as uncharacterized. The record is from RefSeq and is a predicted model, not a curated record. Bases 193 to 1659 code for a protein of 488 amino acids. The transcript has 5 exons. NCBI's taxonomy places the organism in Eukaryota, Viridiplantae, Streptophyta, Magnoliopsida, Poales, Poaceae.